Molecule: messenger RNA, 1152 nt
Organism: Gymnogyps californianus (California condor)
Lineage: Eukaryota; Metazoa; Chordata; Aves; Accipitriformes; Cathartidae
Product: transmembrane protein 45B-like
Source: RefSeq, a predicted model, not a curated record
AUGAAAUGUGAGAAAAUAAAGAUUUGGGGGGGUAAAGCCUUGAGACAGCCAGUUUUUCAAGCCAGGAAGUCGCAGGUGAGUGUUGGGGGAGGAAACUGCAAAUUCAAGCACCCGGUGUGCCCAGGGAUGGGGGUUUUUUUUAACGUGUCCAGGGUCAUCUUUCCCCUCCGGCCGGGGUUUGGGGGAGGCUGGGAGACCCAGGGCUGGCAGGGAGGAGGCAGGUGCUGCAGGCAGGGGAGGAGCACGGCUCACCUGGGUGCAGGUGCGGCAGCGGGAUCACCGGGGCAGUCAGAGGAGGUUGUCAGGAUGGCGAACUUCAAGGGUCACGCGCUUCCAGGCAGUUUCUUCCUGCUCUUUGGGCUCUGGUGGUCUGUGAAAUACCCGCUGCAAUACCUCAGCCAGAAAGUAAAUAGGAAAUCCCACAGGAUUUAUUGUUUCCGGCGUGUGGAUGCCAUCGAAGGGGGAAUCAAAAUCAUCUUUGCUCUAAUAGGGAUGCUGGCAGAGCAGUUCGUCCCGGAUGGUCCACACUUGUACCUCUACAGCGGGGAGAAACGCGACUGGGUGAAGCUGAUGAACUGGCAGCACACCACCAUGUACCUCUUCUACGGCCUCUCCGGGGUGGUGGACGUCUUCACCUACAUCUCCCAGGUGGUGCCGCCGGGUCUGGAUCGCCUCAUGCUGUCCGUGGCUGUGUUUGUUGAAGGUUGUCUCUUUUAUUACCACGUCCUUCACCGUCCCAUGCUGGAUCAGCAUAUCCACUCCCUGCUCCUCAUCGCCAUCUUUUCAGGGGCCUGCAGCACCAUGCUGGAGGUCUUCCUCCGCGACAACAUUGUCCUGGAGAUGUUCAGAGCCGGUGUCACCAUCGUCCAGGGAACGUGGUUCUGGCAGAUCGGGGUCGUGCUGUUCCAGCCGUGGGGAGGUCCGAUGUGGGAUGAGAAGGACCACAGCAACAUCAUGUUCCUCACCAUGUGCUUCUUCUGGCACUGGGCAGCCGCUGUGACCGUCCUGGUUAUAAACUACACUCUCGCUUACUGCUGCAUCCAGAGGUGCAGGAGAGGCAGCGGAGAGCCCUACAUCGGGCUCGGAGUCCGGCAGCAAAAGUGUGACACGAGCUCCCAAGCCGCCUUCUUAAAUGGAUCUGAUGAAGAGUGA